Messenger RNA from Pipistrellus nathusii (Nathusius's pipistrelle), 2067 nucleotides. NCBI's taxonomy places the organism in Eukaryota, Metazoa, Chordata, Mammalia, Chiroptera, Vespertilionidae. The record is from the annotation of a GenBank genome assembly.
AUGAAACCUGUUCAUGAAAGGAGUCAGGAAUGCCUUCCACCAAAGAAACGAGACCUCCCCGUGACCAGCGAGGAUAUGGGGAGAACUACCAGCUGCUCAACUAACCACACACCCUCCAGUGAUGCCUCGGAGUGGUCCCGAGGGGUUGUGGUGGCAGGGCAGAGCCAGGCAGGAGCCAGAGUCAGCCUGGGGGGUGAUGGAGCUGAGGCCAUCACUGGUCUGACGGUGGACCAGUAUGGCAUGCUGUAUAAGGUGGCUGUGCCACCUGCCACCUUCUCCCCAACUGGCCUCCCAUCUGUGGUGAACAUGAGCCCUUUGCCCCCCACAUUUAAUGUAGCGUCUUCACUGAUUCAACAUCCAGGAAUCCACUAUCCCCCAAUCCACUAUGCUCAGCUCCCAUCCACCUCCCUGCAGUUUAUUGGGUCUCCUUAUAGCCUUCCCUAUGCUGUGCCACCUAACUUCCUACCGAGUCCCCUUCUCUCCCCGUCUGCCAACCUUGCCACUUCCCACCUUCCACACUUUGUGCCAUAUGCCUCGCUCCUGGCAGAAGGAACCACUCCUCCCCCCCAGGCUUCAUCCCCGGCUCAUUCAUUCAACAAAACCCCCUCUGCCACCUCCCCACCCGGGCAGCUGCCACAUCACUCCAGUACUCAGCCACUGGACCUCGCUCCAGGCCGGAUGCCCAUUUAUUAUCAGAUGUCCAGGCUACCUGCUGGGUACGCCUUGCAUGAAACCCUUCCAACUGGUGCCAGCCCAGCUCUUACCGCUCAGGAGGGUCAGUCUGCUCUGGAAGCAGCCCCUGCCAAUGGACAGAGACAGCGAGAGAGAAGCUUAGUCAGACGGGAAAGCGAAGCCCUCGACUCCCCCAACAACAAGGGCGACGGCCAGGGCCCGGUGCCGGCGGUAGAAUGCGUGGUGGAUGGACAGUUGUUUUCAGGUUCUCAGACUGCACGGGUAGAGGUGGCGGUGCCAGCUCACCGAGGGACCCCAGACACCGACCUCGAGGUCCAGCGGGUGGUUGGCGCUCUAGCUUCUCAGGACUAUCGUGUGGUGGCAGCUCAGAGGAAGGAUGAGCCUAGCCCCCUCAACCUGUCCCAUCACACCCCUGACCACCAGAGCGAGGGGCGCGGGGCAGCCAGGAACCCAGCAGAGAUGGCCGAGAAAAACCAGGCCCGGGCGUUCUGCCCUCGGUCCAACCAGGAACCGGUGAAACAUAGACCUUUACCCAAAGCAAUGGUUGUAGCCAAUGGCAACCUGGUGCCCACUGGAACCGACGCAGGCCUGCUGCCCAUGGGCUCGGAGAUCCUGGUGGCAUCAAGUUUGGACACGCAGGCCAGAGCCAUCUUCCCAGACAAGGAGCCAACGCCACCCCCCAUUACCUCCUCCCAUUUGCCCUCCCAUUUCAUGAAAGGCGCCAUCAUCCAGCUGGCUACCGGGGAGCUGAAGCGGGUGGAGGACCUCCAGACCCAGGACUUUGUGCGCAGUGCCGAAGUGAGCGGGGGGCUGAAGAUCGACUCGAGCACGGUCGUGGACAUUCAGGAGAGCCAGUGGCCCGGAUUUGUCAUGCUGCAUUUCGUGGUCGGCGAGCAGCAGAGCAAAGUGAGCAUCGAAGUGCCCCCCGAGCACCCUUUCUUUGUCUACGGUCAGGGUUGGUCCUCUUGCAGCCCUGGGCGGACUGCACAGCUCUUCUCUCUGCCCUGCCAUCGGCUACAGGUGGGAGAUGUCUGCAUCUCUAUCAGUUUACAGAGCUUGAACAGUAAUUCAGUUUCUCAGGCCAGCUGUGCUCCCCCAGGCCAGCUGGGUACCCCCCGAGAAAGGCCUGAGAGGACAGUCUUGGGACCCAGAGAGCAAUGUGACAGUGAGGGGAAGAGCCAGCCAUCGGGCGAGGGCUCCCGAGUGGUAGAGCCCUCGCAGCCAGAGCCUGGUGCUCAGGCCUGCUGGCCAGCGCCAAGCUUCCAAAGAUACAGCAUGCAAGGGGAGGAGGCACGGGCUGCGCUGCUCCGCCCCUCUUUCAUUCCGCAGGAGGUGAAGUUGUCCAUCGAAGGGCGUUCCAAUGCAGGAAAAUGA